Molecule: messenger RNA, 1101 nt
Organism: Polyodon spathula (Mississippi paddlefish)
Lineage: Eukaryota; Metazoa; Chordata; Actinopteri; Acipenseriformes; Polyodontidae
Product: mitogen-activated protein kinase kinase kinase kinase 3-like
Exons: 12
Biological process (GO): protein phosphorylation
Molecular function (GO): ATP binding; MAP kinase kinase kinase kinase activity
Source: RefSeq, a predicted model, not a curated record
GAACAGGAAGCUGUGGAUCUGUAUGGAGUUCUGUGGCAGUGGCUCUCUGCAGGACAUUUAUCACGUGACUGGACCUCUCAAAGAGAAGCAGAUCGCCUACGUCAGCAGGGAAACGUUGCAGGGUUUACAUCACCUCCACGUCACGGGCAAAAUGCACAGAGACAUUAAGGGAGCAAAUAUUCUGCUGACAGAUCGAGGCGACGUGAAGCUGGCUGAUUUCGGGGUGGCAGCAGAGAUCAAUGCUUCAGUGGCCAAGAGGAAAUCUUUCAUAGGGACCCCGUACUGGAUGGCCCCGGAGGUAGCUGCAGUGGAGAAGAAGGGCGGAUACAACCAGCUAUGUGAUAUCUGGGCGGUGGGCAUCACUGCCAUCGAGCUGGCGGAGCUGCAGCCACCCAUGUUCGACCUGCACCCCAUGAGAGCCUUGAUGCUCAUGUCCAAGAGCAAUUUCCAGCCCCCCAAACUGAAAGACAAAGGAAAAUGGUCGACAGAAUUCCAGAACUUUAUUAAAGUGGCCCUCAACAAGAACCCUAGGAAACGACCUACAGCUGAGAAGCUACUCCAGCACUCGUUCGUGACUCAGAUGCUGAGUCGAACCCAAGUGAUUGAGCUGCUGGACACAGUGAAUAACCCUGACCUCAGCUCAGGACACUCCAUGGACGAUAGUGACCUGGAGACCUGCGACGCCUUUCCUGAUAAAAUCCACUCCAUUGGGAAGCACGGUAACGUGGAGCGGACUCGCUCCGAGGUUCAGUUUAAUCAGGUGAAGUUUUGUCCUCCAAUGCGAAAGGAAACAGACCCUUACCCUGAACUGGAGCUGUACGAUGGUUGGAGCAUCGACGGUGAUGAGAAGAACAGCCCGUAAGAAAUUCAAAGAAUAUAUUCUUUGAUAUUUUUGAACUCUUCUGCUCAGCUAGUCCCACCUACUCUGUCAGGCAGUUAGGAUUCUCCAGACAAGCAAAGCCAGCUGGAGGCAGAUUUAGACACAAAUGUAUUACAGUAUUCAAUACUGGAUCAAAAGCACCCAGAACCACUCAGAAUUAAGACUAAUCUUCGCUGUGUUUAACACAGACCCUUUCCAGCCUUACCGUUUGGUUCUUGUGU